Molecule: messenger RNA, 1104 nt
Organism: Paramecium tetraurelia
Lineage: Eukaryota; Ciliophora; Oligohymenophorea; Peniculida; Parameciidae
Exons: 1
Source: RefSeq, a predicted model, not a curated record
AUGCCAAAAGUAAAGCAACUCUAUGGACUUUCCUAAAUUAGUGCCAUAAGCAAAUCACCAAAGAAUAAUACUAAUAGAUUAAAUGGUUCUCAAACUUAGCCUGCAAGUAACAGGAUGAAUUUACAAUAUGAUGCAGAAUGUGAAAGAAAAGAUUGUAUGAUGAUUAAAUGGAAUGGAAUACAAAUGUAACAUUAACUCUAACUUCUUCAAAAAGAAUUGGAUAAAUAUAAAUCACUUUAUGUGAAGGAAAGGAAAAAAAUAGCAGACACAUAUAAGGAAAUAGAGGAAAUAAUGAAUGCUAUCACAAAAAAGGAGAAGGAGCUGAAGAAAAAGGAGACUUAAUUAGCAGAACUGGAAUAAUAAUUGUAAUGUUAAAAUUAAUAAAAUGAUUCUCUGAGUUAAUCUUUAAAAGUCUUGAAUAAAUAACUAACAGAAAGGGAGUCUCAAUUACAAUAAUAGGAAAGCAAUUUGAAUAUUUAAACCAAGAAUUAGAAUGCGUUAAUAGAUGAUUUAAAUAAUCUAAAGAGCAAUUUAGAAUCAUCAGUUAAGUUUUUGGAAUAAAAGGAAUCGCAAUUAUUUGCUAAUCUAUAAGACUUAAAUUAACAAGAGUAAGACACUAUGAAAAGGGUGGAUCACAUUAAUUAAUUUCUGAAGAAUUCUAAUGAUCAUUAAUCAUUAAUGCAAUCGAUAGAAUAACUCUUUAGAGAGAAAACGAAAAGUAUCGAAAAUGUCAAGGAAUCAGUGUUAUAGAGACAAGAAGAACUAUAAUACUAUGAAUAAUAAUUGUAAUUAAGAAGUGUGUGUGCCUCUGCUAAUGAAGCAGCCUUUAUGAAAAGAGUAGCCCAAACAGAAAGAAUGAAUUAGAAGACACCUACUUAAGAGUCGAAUAAAAAAGGAGUAAUGAGAUUUACUAAUAGCAAUAAUCACAAUGGCUAUUCCAACUAGAACACCAAUACCAUAUUUGACCACUAAUUGUAUUCUACUUUAUGCAGUCGAGAAAAUAGUCCUAUUUCGAAUAAGGAAUCAUUUAAAUUAAUAAAGAAACCCUACUUACAGCACUAGAUGCCAAUGACCGAAAUCAAUAAUUUUGAUAUAAAAAUUUGA